Messenger RNA from Wyeomyia smithii (pitcher-plant mosquito), 1608 nucleotides. RefSeq lists its product as uncharacterized. Gene Ontology annotation, biological process: DNA integration. The record is from RefSeq and is a predicted model, not a curated record. The transcript has a single exon. Bases 1 to 1608 code for a protein of 535 amino acids. Gene Ontology annotation, molecular function: nucleic acid binding. NCBI's taxonomy places the organism in Eukaryota, Metazoa, Arthropoda, Insecta, Diptera, Culicidae.
AUGAAAGCAACGGAAACUCAGCGGAAGUUGAUCAAAGCGAAACAUGAGACGAUUCAGCUGCCACUAAGCAAAGAAGAGUUCCAGAAGGCAGAAAGUGUUCUUUGGAAACAAGCACAGUUUGAUGGGCUUCCAGACGAGAUGAGCGCGCUGAUGACCAGCAUAACGCUCAAACCAGGACAAGAACCCGAGAGGAUUACGAAAUCCAGUUGUAUUUACAAACUAACACCGGUCCUCGACGAAAACGGGGUACUGCGCGUUGGCGGUCGAAUGGAAACAUCAGCCGAUAUUCCGUUUGACAAACGAUUUCCGAUUAUUCUGCCGCGGAAGCACGGCCUGACAAGAAAAAUAAUUCAAUUUUACCACGAAAAGUUUGGUCACGCUAACCGCGAAACUGUGGUUAAUGAGCUUCGCCAACGUUUUUGGAUUCCAAAUAUUCGAGCAGCGAUUAUACAGAUCAUGCGCCAAUGUAUAUGGUGUAAGGUGAAUCGUUGUCGUCCAUUGGCUCCGAUGAUGGCUCCACUACCCGUUCAGAGAGUGACCCCUCAUCUUCGACCAUUUAGCUCGAUAGGCAUCGACUAUCUGGGUCCCAUUGAAGUGGCAGUCAACAGAAGGAAAGAGAAAAGGUGGGUCUGCGUAUUCACUUGUCUUGCGAUUCGUGCCGUACAUCUUGAGGUUGUACAUAGCCUCUCAACACAAUCAUGUUUAAUGGCCAUAUGGAGAUUUAAUAAGGAGCAUGGCAUACCAACAGAAUUUUUUUCGGACAACGCAACUUGUUUCAAGGGCGCAGACCGCGAGAUGCGUAGAAUCUACAGUGAGUACGCGAAUACAGUAGUGACAGCGUGGCAUUUUAAUCCUCCAGCAGCGCCGCACUUGGGUGGCAUCUGGGAGAGAAUGGUAAGAACCGUGAAGGAAUGUAUGAAAACGCUUGAUGAUGGAAGAAUCCUAACCGAUGAAGUUUUGCUAACGGUCCUUGCGGAAGCAGAGGAUAUGAUCAAUGCGCGUCUCCUAACGUGCAUACCACAAGAGUCAGCUGAAGAAGAAGCAAUCACCCCGCAUCAUUUCCUUCGUGGAAAUGUGACGAUUGCAGACAUGAAGGUAGACGAGAAAGUUAAUGUUGCAGGCGCUCUACGAGACGCUUACAAGCGAUCGCAAGUUGUUGCGAACCGAAUGUGGGAGCGCUGGUCCAAAGAAUAUUUUCCAACUAUAAACAGGCGAACCAAAUGGUAUGGAGACCAGAAACCAUUAGAAGUAAAUGACCUAGUAUUCAUUGUCGACGGAAAGAACAGGAAGUGCUGGACUAGAGGUAUAGUAGAACAAGUGUUUCAGGGACCGGAUGGGCGAAUCAGGCAAGCAAAUGUGAGAACAGCUGGCGGCGUACCGAGACGUGCUGUAGCCAACUUAGCGGUGCUGGAGAUAGGAGACUGUAAAUCCGAAACUUCCGGAAAAGUUACCGGAUGUUACGAGCUGGGGCAUGUUAACACCGCUGGGCCAGCCAAACUAAGCCACAGGGAUAACGGGAGUGACAGUGAGCGUCAACCAACCAGAGAGAUAGCGAGGCGACAGCCGAUGUCAGAGGGGAUUAAACAAAUAAUAAAAGAAGAACGAUAA